Molecule: messenger RNA, 2334 nt
Organism: Ornithorhynchus anatinus (platypus)
Lineage: Eukaryota; Metazoa; Chordata; Mammalia; Monotremata; Ornithorhynchidae
Product: vomeronasal type-2 receptor 26-like
Exons: 9
Coding region: 1-2334 (777 amino acids)
Biological process (GO): G protein-coupled receptor signaling pathway
Cellular component (GO): membrane
Molecular function (GO): G protein-coupled receptor activity
Source: RefSeq, a predicted model, not a curated record
AUGGUAGAAUCCAAGAGGGAGGGCACCUCCAGCUAUAGAAGGGGCCAGUACUGUCCAGGCCAUGGAGGUGCCUUCAGCACCUCAGCCAAGUACAGCCUGUGGAGCCCCCACUUCAUCAUGGGGAAGCUUCCCUUCAUUAUUGAACUGUUCCUGUCCUGGUCACUAUUCCUCCUCACCAUUACUGAAAUCUGGCCCUUCCCAGCCUCCAUACCCAAACUACCUUCCCUUGAUGACCAAAUUGCCACUUUCAGCACCACCCUCUCUACUGAAAUCACCUAUGGCCCAUUUGACCCAAUCCUGCAUGACAAAGUACAGUUUCCAUCUCUCUAUCAGGUGGCCCCCAAGUUCUCCUCUCUUCCCUGGGGGAUGGUCCGGUUAAUGGUCCAUUUUGGCUGGACCUGGGUGGGGUUGGAGGUGUCAGAUGAUAUGAAAGGAGAGAGAUUCCUCUUGGAUCUGCCCAGGGAGAUGGUCAGGAACAGUGUCUGUGCAGCUUUUACCAAGAAGAUCCCUAGUGGAAAGUUCAACUUUUAUACAGCCCAGGAAAUCUACUCCAGUGUCAUGGCUACAUCAGCUGCAGUGAUGGCUGCCUAUGGGGAUGCAGAGUCCCUGAACCUUCUGAGAUUUGUGAUAGAGAGUUUUGGACUAUCCAAGAUGGUUUUGAUCACCACCUUUCACUGGGACUUCACUUUGAGCACGACCUAUGAAACAAAUAGCUAUGAUUUUCAUGGGACUUUGACUCUGGCCAACCAUGCUAAAGAGGGUCCGGGUUUCAGAGAUUUUUUGCGGACAGUUAAACCAGCAAAAUAUCCAGAAGCCAUUAUCUUGAAGAAAUUCUGGGAGUCUGCCUUUGACUGUUCUUUUUCACUGCCUGAAAUGAAUGGAAGAAAAUGUUCAGAAAACGCUUCCUUGGAGAUAAUGCCUGUGCACAUUUUUUCUCUGACAAUGUCUGCCCUGAGUUACAGUGUGUACAACGCUGUGUAUGCCGUGGCCCAUGGGCUCCAGAACUUGCUCCUAUCCAACUCAAACCUGAAAUCUCUGGAAAAUGGGGACUGCCUGGUGCCUCAUCCUUGGCAGGUAAUAUUCCCGCUGGCACAGGAGCAGGUGUUUGCCACCCACACACUCAGAGGUGGUGACUACUCUAUAGUCAGUACUACCUUCUUCAAACUUAUAUCUAUUGGAAUAACCAAUGCUGUCCUAUUGGAGAUGCUCCAUGAGUUUCUGAGCAAAGUCCAGUUUGACAACCCUGUGGGGGAGCCAGUGUUUCUGGAUGAGAACUACAGAUCUACUGCAAAAUUUGAGAUUCUGAACUUUGUGAUCUCUCCCAAUGGAACUUGUGAGUUGGUGAAAGUCAGGGAGAUGGACCCCCAGGCACCUCCUGACCAAGAUGUUUUCAUCAGUGAAGCAAUAAUUAUGUGGCCCAGGGGAUCCUCUCAGCUCCAGACUCUGAGCAAGAAAAAGGAAAAGCAGCUCCACGGUCACGGUGCAGCAGGAGCUGUGGACCCAGAUUCAGAAAACACGCCCAGCAAGGGGAGGCUGUCUGCUGCUAUUUUUGUGUCCGGUGCCCAGAGGGGGAGAUUUCCAACCAGACAGCUCUGGUUUUCGAGAUCUUCAUUAAGCACCGAGAUACCCCCAAUAGUCCGAGCUAAUAAUCGCAGUCUUAGCUUCACCCUCCUCCUCUCCCUCAUGCUCUGCUUUCUCUGUGCUCUGACCUUCAUCGGCCAACCCACUCUGGCCUCCUGCCUCCUUCGACAAAUGGCCUUUGGGAUCAUGUUCACCGUGGCUGUCUCAUCCAUCUUAGCCAAAACCUUCACCGUGGUUCUGGCCUUCAGGGCCACGAGCUUGGGGAGCAGAGUCAGGAGGUGGGUGGGGCCCAGAGCCUCAACCUCAACAGUCCUGUCCUGUUCCCUCGUCCAAGUGACCAUCUGCAUGAUCUGGUUGGGCACUGCUCCUCCUUUCCUGGAGGUGGACGUACACUCUGAGCCCAGACUCAUCAUUGUUGAGUGUAACGAGGGCUCCAUGACUGCCUUCUACUGCCUUCUGGGCUACCUGGGUGUUCUGGCCCUGGUGAGCUUCACUGUGGCUUUCCUGGCCAGGAGGCUGCCCGACAGCUUCAGCGAAGCCAAGUUCAUCACGUUUGGCAUGCUGGUGUUCUGCAUUGUCCGGGCCUCCUUCCUCCCUGCAUACCAGAGCACCAAGGGGAAAGCCACGGUGGCCGUGGAGAUCUCCAUCUUGGCCUCUGGUGCAGGACUUCUCAGCUGCAUCUUCAUCCCCAAGGGCUAUGUGAUCCUGCUGCGGCCUGACAGGAACACCCGGGAGUGGUUGAAGAGAAAAUGA